Molecule: messenger RNA, 561 nt
Organism: Saccostrea echinata
Lineage: Eukaryota; Metazoa; Mollusca; Bivalvia; Ostreida; Ostreidae
Exons: 2
Coding region: 1-561 (186 amino acids)
Molecular function (GO): nucleic acid binding
Source: RefSeq, a predicted model, not a curated record
AUGAAGAUAUCACAUCCUCUUUCUUUUCGGGUAAAUGAGAAGUUGCUUCUUUCUCCUGGACAAGUCACUAGUUCCAGUGCAAAGAAAACGAACUUGAAAAGGAAACGAGACAAGGAAAGAGAAGAUACAGCAGCUUACAAGAAAAACAGGGCAAUGAAGAAAAUAGAUUCCAUGAAGUCACAAGAGUCAUCAGAGAUUAGGGAGGGAACUACAUACAAAACAUGCGUAGAUCUAAACAACAAUGAAGAAGACAUGGAAAACAUAACAGAGAUACCACCACCCCUGAGAAAACCCCAGUCUACUCCUACUGCUCAUGACCAGUGCACAUUUGUUUAUUUUGAUAUGGAAACUACAGGUCUUGGUAAAGAUUGUGAAGUCACCCAGAUUGAUGCGUGUGAUUCUGAAGAAUCAUUUUCACAGUAUGUUCUUCCAUCUACUCAGUCCAUUUCACCCUCUGCCACUGCUGUGUCGGGUAUAGCUGUGAAGGAGAAUUUGAUGUUCAAGAAUGCCAAGGAUGCUAUGAAAACAUUUGUUGCAUGGUUGAAAAAAUUUCAAAAAUAG